Cyprinodon variegatus (sheepshead minnow) is the source of this 341-nucleotide messenger RNA. Its product is annotated as X-linked interleukin-1 receptor accessory protein-like 2. The annotation marks the transcript as partial. Gene Ontology annotation, biological process: signal transduction. Lineage: Eukaryota; Metazoa; Chordata; Actinopteri; Cyprinodontiformes; Cyprinodontidae. The transcript is spliced from 3 exons. The record is from RefSeq and is a predicted model, not a curated record.
CUUACAUUGAGGACUUGGCGCGCAGCGUGGAGCAGAGCAGGCGCCUGAUUAUCAUUUUGACUCCGGAGUUCGUUGCCAAAAGAGGCUGGAGCAUCUUCCAGAUAGAGACGCGUCUCCACUCCAUGCUGGUGACAGGAGAGAUCAAGGUGAUCAUGAUAGAGUGUGCGAACUUGAAGAAUGUCAUCAAUUACCAAGAGGUGGAAGCUCUGAAACAUACAAUCAAGGUCUUAUCUGUUAUCAAGUGGAGGGGUCCAAAGAGCAAUGAGCUGUCCUCCAAGUUUUGGAAGCAGGUGGUCUAUGAGAUGCCGGCUAAACGCAGAGAGACUCUGUCCAGACGUCAG